Messenger RNA from Alligator sinensis (Chinese alligator), 4388 nucleotides. RefSeq names its product WD repeat and FYVE domain containing 1 (gene WDFY1). The coding region runs from base 104 to 1336 and encodes 410 amino acids. The transcript has 12 exons. Lineage: Eukaryota; Metazoa; Chordata; Crocodylia; Alligatoridae. Gene Ontology annotation, molecular function: metal ion binding; protein binding. The record is from RefSeq and is a predicted model, not a curated record.
GGCGCGUCCUUCCGGGAGGGAGGAGGGGCGCCGCUACUCCGGACAUUACGGGCGGCCGCUUGGCUUUUCCCCGCGCCGCCGUCAGCUGACGGGUGCCGGCAACAUGGCGGCCGAGAUCCACUCGCGGCCGCAGAGCAGCCGCCCCGCGCUGCUCAGCAAGAUCGAGGGCCACCAGGAUGCGGUCAGCGCCGCGCUGCUCAUCCCCAAGGAAGACGGUGUCAUCACGGCCGGCGAGGACAGAACAAUUCGAGUAUGGCUGAAGAGGGACAGUGGGCAGUACUGGCCCAGCAUCUACCACACCAUGUCAUCUCCUUGUUCAGCUAUGGCUUAUCAUCAUGACAGUAGACGAAUAUUUGUAGGUCAGGAUAAUGGAGCUAUUAUGGAGUUUCAUAUCUCAGAAGACUUUAAUAAGAUGAAUUUUGUCAAGACCUACCCAGCUCAUCAAAAUCGCGUGUCUGCUGUCACUUUCUGCCUGACAUCAGAGUGGGUUAUCAGUACCGGCCAUGAUAAGUGUGUCAGCUGGAUGUGCACCAGGAGUGGGAGCAUGCUGGGGAGACAUUACUUUACCUCCUGGGCUUCAUGUUUACAAUACGAUUUUGAAACUCAGCAUGCUUUUGUUGGCGAUUACUCUGGACAGGUCACGCUGCUGAAGCUUGAACAGAAUAUCUGCUCAGUUAUAACAACACUUAAAGGGCAUGAAGGAAGCAUUACUUCCUUGUGGUGGGAUCCUGUUCAACGUCUCCUCUUCUCUGGAGCAUCCGAUCACAGCAUUAUCAUGUGGGAUAUUGGUGGAAGAAAAGGACGAACACUGCUGCUUCAAGGCCAUCAUGACAAGGUGCAGGCCAUCUGCUACCUCCAGCUCACACGGCAACUAGUGUCCUGUUCAGCUGAUGGCGGAAUUGCUGUUUGGAAUAUGGAUAUCAGCAGAGAAGAGGCUCCUCAAUGGCUAGAAAGUGAUUCUUGUCAGAAAUGCGAACAGCCUUUCUUCUGGAAUAUAAAGCAGAUGUGGGACACAAAGACACUAGGGUUGAGGCAGCAUCACUGCAGAAAAUGUGGCCAAGCAGUGUGUGGUAAAUGCAGCACCAAGCGGUCCAGCUACCCAAUCAUGGGCUUUGAAUUCCAGGUCCGUGUCUGUGACUCUUGUUUUGAAUCCAUCAAGGAUGAAGAUCGUGCUUCCUUGGCAACCUUUCAUGAAGGAAAACACAACAUUUCCCACAUGUCCAUGGACAUCUCUAGAGGCCUAAUGGUGACCUGUGGGAGUGAUCGAGUUGUGAAGAUAUGGGACAUGACACCAGUAGUUGGUUGCAGCCUUGCAACUGGCUUCUCAUCACGCUGAUGUGGGACCUAACUGAUUUAUGCACCUUAUGUACAGCACCAUGCACCGAAUGAAUGAAAUCCCUCCUAAGAUUAUUGCCACAAAACACUGGUUGCUUGAUCUUCUGCUGCUCUUCCAGGAUGGACAGUCACUGUUGUACAGCACAGCUGUACUGGACUUGACAGGAAUCACCUUGAUUAUAGAAAUGCAGUUUUGCAGCCUGUUAGAUGAUCGGGGUGGGGGGGAAAUGGCUUCACCUGCAACAUGACACCAUGAUGCAAGGACCUGGUUUACAUGUGUCAACAAUGUGCUCUGUCUGCUGAUAACUCUUUAGCUACUGUACAGGACUUAUCAGAAUAAAAUGGGUUUAGUGCUCUCAAAUUUGUGCAAGUAGUAAAUAACUUAUUCUCACUUCCAGUAAGCAGUCUCUUUGGAACUACUUGUCUGGUGCAUAGUCACUGUCUAGAUUGCCUCCAAAGGGCAGAUUUGGUUAACUUUUUGGAAGGAGGAAAUAUAUCUUUCUUUUAAGCUGCAUUUGAUUAACAGGGUAGACAUUCCCAUAGAGGCAGCACUGGAAGUAACUGUUUUGAUUUGUAGGAAAUCUUAUCCACUAGCUGGCUUGGAGUGUUGUCUGCAAGUUCAGUUAUGUUAAAACUCAUUUUUGUAAGGCAUCUGUUCUGUUCAGAUAGCUUGCAACUGUCUGCAAAUAAUCCCAGGCUCUUAGACAUGCUCAAGUUAUAUUUAGACCCUUUUUUGGCUAAUGUGUAUACUUUUAAAACUCUUCUAUAGUAGAAAAAAGCUGCAUGUGCUCACAAAUAGUGAGAGCAGCCCAUGAUAUGCCUCAAACCAUAUGCAGAGUACAGAUUUAUUACAGUACAGUACUGUUCCAAUGGAGAACCAUACAGACCUUUCUUUGAGUGUAAUGUUAAAAAAAAUAGUCCCCUAUAUAAUUCUAAUGGAUUAGACCUUUCUGUUUGAAGAAAGGUUGAUAGUUCAUUCCUUUAUCAUGAAGGAACUGUCUGCAGUUGAAGUGUAGCAUUAAUUUGAAUACUAUCUUGGUUUUGCUUUAAAAUUGACAUUUUAACCUUGCUGAAAUAUUAUUUUCUAAAGCAAUAGUUUACCAAGGUACCGAAUAUUUCCUGGGAAUAGUUGCCCUCCACUGCACCUCGGGUCUAAUACUAGGAAAUGUUGUCCGUAGUACUGGUCCUUGUCUCCGCUAACCUGAGAACAGUGGUAAAAACUGGCACUUCUGUGGGUGGUGCAUUUGCAGGGAACGUCUAGAUAAAUAUAGUUGUGAUCCAUUGGUCUGUCAGUUAUAAACUGCCUACAUUCCAUAAAUAUUUGUGUAAUACCGUAAAGUUAUUGGCUUACAAGGGCAUAUUAAGUAGCAUAAACAAACUCUCUUUUUAAGUUUUUCAGCUUUAUCAUGAUAGUGCAUGGUGCUUUAUCAUGUGCUUUAUCAUGAUGGUGCAUGACCAAGUGGUGCUAUGGAUAUUAGAAAACUAAAAUUUAUUGUCAUAUAUCUUGAUAGGUGGUGAUGAUUGCAUUUGGUAACAUACUGCAGUUAGUGAUUUGUGAUGUAUUAUCAAACCCUGAUCUUAACAAUGGACAUCUGUUAUCUAAAAGUAAGCUUAAUCGGGUAUCCAGUGAGGCACUAAAAUCACAUUAUCAAAUUUUAGCACUGGUCCUCUUCCUUUAAAAGUGGCUUUGUCUAACUCCUUGUAUAGACCCUCUUUAAAAAUACUUUUAUAAGGAGAACUUGCUGGACUUCCUAUUGCCUCAGACUUUGCAUCCCAGCUUGCCUACUUUUUUUAAAUAUUGCCCUUUCUAAUUCUUAAUGUAAAAGAAUAAGUAGCAAGUGAGGUGUUUUUUGUUUUGUUUUGUUUUUUUGCCCAGUUCGUAUUGAGAGAGAUACUAGAGAAACAAGUAUGUCUUUUUCCAAAGCUAUUGAUAUCCUUUUUGCCAGAAAGCGCACAAAUCUCCAAUUCAUAACUCCUUUAGAUCAUGAUACACUAGGAAGGGAACAAAUGUUUAGAAUGGAUGAAAAGAUAUUUAUUUCAAACGUUUUUGCUCUUCACCUGUUUGUGUCCCAUCUGUGUGGUUUGCUAGCAAAGCAUAGAUGUAGCACUUGUGAAAACAUUCUUCUCUGUGCUAUGUGCAAAAGAAACCAGAGGGUGUGUUUUGUAGUGAGAAAAUCAGAUUUGGUCCAGUCUUGACUGCCACAAAAGAGAAGGAAUAUUUUGUGAGCCACAGUAUAAUCUGUUCCUCAGGGCCUUUUGCAGGGAAACCCUGGUUUCUCUUUAAUAGCUACAAUAUCCCAAAGCAGAAGUCAAGAACUUUAGGACUAAAUGCCAGUUGAUCAGCAGUAUGGUGUUCUUAAAGUGGCCUAUGUUUCAGGGAUAAUCUUUACCAGGAGGUAAAGAGCUAGCACCACCUAGCUUCAGCUGCUUCAGUUCUCUUAUGCAGAUCACACUGGUAUUCUAGCUGUCCAGUCUUUUCGCUUUUUUUAUGAACAAGUUCUUCCAUUUUGACAAUCACUUUUUUUUCCCCCAGUCUUACUUCAAGGUUUUACCAGUAGAUCACAUAUUAAAUCUAGUUCAUAAUUAAUCCUAAAGAAUUAUAUUUUCUAUGAUAUGCAUUGAAAUAAGAAUUAUAGAGUCACUUGGAUACAACAAGGUAAUUAGAGCUGACAGGACAUCUGUUGAUCACUUAAAAUUAAACCUUGAGUAAUUUGUACAACCCACUUGAAGUGUACAUGUCUUGCUUUAAUUUAAAAAGGCACAUACUGUAUCUUGUGCAAUUUUAACACAUAGUAACUAUCCCAGUGAAUCAAAAUGUGCAAUUGAGGACAUUUGAUUUGAAGUAUUACCAAUAUCUUUUUUUUGUUUUUUUGUGUGACCUUUUUAAUAGAGUAAGGGGGUCCUAGUUUAUGUAUCUUUGUUUCAUUACUAGUUAUUUCUGUACCCUGCAUAGGUAGAAGAACUAAUUUGUUCCUUGCUCCCUCUCCUCUGUCUCUUUUUUUUUUUUUUUUAACUUUUGAAUAAAUGUAUAAUAAAAUAUUUCUUGAUAUUCA